This is a messenger RNA of Cordyceps militaris CM01, 2208 nucleotides long. Its product is annotated as ATP-grasp fold domain containing protein. The transcript has 2 exons. The record is from RefSeq and is a predicted model, not a curated record. Gene Ontology annotation, molecular function: metal ion binding; ATP binding; D-alanine-D-alanine ligase activity. The coding region runs from base 1 to 2208 and encodes 735 amino acids. NCBI's taxonomy places the organism in Eukaryota, Fungi, Ascomycota, Sordariomycetes, Hypocreales, Cordycipitaceae.
AUGUCUCUUGCACACGCUGACGUGUCUUUUCAGCACCCUUCAUCGGAUCAUCCCGCUGGAGUCGCGCCGUUUGAGGUCGAUUAUGAUAAUAAACGUGCUUAUCUUUACUGUCACUGGCGACUGAACAUAAAUGAGCCACCGACGAACGCACCGGCCGCGGCCACCGAGACACAAGUUUUGCCCUGCUUGACGCUAGACCUCCUUUUCACGCCUAUUUCAUUCUGGUCGCGGGAUACACCUGUGGUACCACAGUCGGAUACAUGUAAUUGGAACAGCGUCAAACGAUUAGCAGCCGGCGACGCCCCGUCUUCAGAUGACAAAGGGCUAACGUGGGGCGAAGCCAGCCAGAGCGAGGCUUUUCGCUCCGUUCAAGACGUGAUAAAAAAGAGCUUAAAUGGCUGCAGUGCCUCGAUCACGGCGGUGAAGCUUCUUUUGCCGGCUGUUACUGGUUAUAUCGUGCGCAGUGAUAUAAUCGAGCGACGAUUCCUCACCUGUCAGCUAGCCGAGAAGGUCACCGGCUUUACCACCUCGAGACAGCAUAUCCAGGCUUUCGAGUACAACGAUGACUUUACUGUCCAGCACGCCUUGAGCGCGGCCGUUGGUGCCAUAUACCUUAAAACUCUGCCUGGCGUUGAUAGAGGAAUUGUUGAGCGUGUCAUGGCUUCGUUGGAAGCAGAUGUCAAAGCUCGACUCUCUUUCCCCUGGAUCGUUGACAAGCCCCUGCCCAGAAAGCGACUGGCGCUGGUUGACGGAAAGCCUUACCCAGAUGUGUCUACGGCGCCGCUAGGCAUCUAUCGUGCUGCCAAGGCACUUGGUAUCGACCUUGUGGUUAUAGAUCGCGAGGGGCACUGGACAAAAGAUGCGGCCGCUGACGAGUGGCGUGACGAGUUCAUUGCGUGUGAUCUGACACUGGACCCCGGCCUACCAAAUCGGAUCGCCGCUGCCUUGUCCAGGAGCAAGGGACCAAUACAUCACAUCACAACUUACUCCGAUAUGCUCCUGCCCGCUACUGCAAAGGCGGCUGAGAAGGUGGGACUCUUUACGAACCCGGCCGCGGCAAUGGAUAUAUGCCACGAUAAGAGACGAACACGCGAGUUUGCGCCUCCAGCCGGCUUCCAGAUCCUCCCCGUAACAGGCGUCGAGGACAUGAAGAGGCAGCUGGCGUCCCUGGCGUCCCCACUUAGGUAUCCCCUCAUUGUCAAGCCGAUCACUGGAUACUCCUCGGAAGGUGUCACCAAAGUCCUGUCAGAGCCGGAGCUCUUUGAUGCUGUACGCCGAAACGAAGAAACAUUCCCUGAUAUUGGUAGUCUCAUAGAGCCGUACAUAUCGGGACCGGAGGUGGAUGCAAACUUUGUCCUUAUGGAUGGAGAGCUCGUUUGGGGCGAGAUAAACGACGACUUUCCAUCCUCUGCCGAGAUAUUCCAAAACGACAUGGGAAGUCGUGGAAAAGUCGCAUCGCCGUCGACGCUUCCAUCUCAGAUCUCGGCGCCGGUACCAGCGUUGUCUCAGUCGUUCGCUGAGCUGUCAACGAUAAUGCCGUCGAUAUUGCCUGAGCAAGAGAUUGCGCUGCUGAAAUCGCAUCUGACCGAAACACUCCUAAGACUUGGUUUCAGGAACGGUGUGUUUCAUUUAGAGGCUAGAGUGCAGGACAGCAAGAUGAAGUAUGUCAUGACUGCAAGUGGGGUGGAAUUGCUGCGGUCUCGGUCCGACAUGGUCAGGACCUCCGAGCCAAAGGUGUUCCUUAUCGAAAUCAAUCCAAGAGUUCCAGGCCACCAGGAGACGUUCGCAGUUGAGUACACUUACGGGAUUGACUACUUUGCCAAUCAUAUGCUCGCGGCGCUGUCACCAUCGCCUUCCGCACCACAAAAUGACGACGAUCACCUGGUCUUAAAGACUGUCAUCCGCUCGCUGAGCCAUCCGCUGCCGGACUGCGCACAGUAUCCCAUACACGUGGUCUUCAUCCCGCUUGACCGGGGCGGCACCUUUGUGGGCGCAAAGCUGCCCACAGAGGACCUAAUGCAAUAUGUCCCCGAGCACUUGGUCUUCAUGAAGCGUGGCGAGGUAUUUCAGGAUCCGGCAAAGGACGGGAAGUGGCCAUUCGUGGCCUACUUUCAGGUGGUCGCGAAACUGACCGGGGCUGAAGGGCGGGCUCAGGCUAGAACGAUCGGUGAGUUAGUGAGGGAGUCUUUCGAGUACAUGAUGGAGUGA